Messenger RNA from Macaca mulatta (Rhesus monkey), 2779 nucleotides. It is a transcript of the gene OASL, whose product is annotated as 2'-5'-oligoadenylate synthetase like. The record is from RefSeq and is a predicted model, not a curated record. Gene Ontology annotation, biological process: regulation of ribonuclease activity; defense response to virus; negative regulation of viral genome replication. Gene Ontology annotation, molecular function: protein binding; double-stranded RNA binding; nucleotidyltransferase activity. NCBI's taxonomy places the organism in Eukaryota, Metazoa, Chordata, Mammalia, Primates, Cercopithecidae. Gene Ontology annotation, cellular component: nucleoplasm; membrane; cytosol.
AAUUUCAGUUUCCAAACAUCUUAAAAGGGAACUCUAAAAAUUGAGAAUCGAAACUGACAGCAGAGAGACUGACUAGACGGCCAACCUGUUAAGGUGGCCCCAGACAUUCCAGCCUCAGCCCAGCGUCCUCCUGUGCCCCUACUGCAGCAAGGGGGUCUCCAAGAAGGGGGACCUGGAGUCAGCCCAUCACACCUAGUUUCCUCUCUGCUAGGAGCUUCAUCCCAUAGAGCACCGGAGGGCAGUUGAGGAGGAGCUGCCUUAAAAAAGGAGGUGUGUGCCAGGGAGCUAGGUAGGUGCCUGGCUAUAUAUCUGCCCGGCUAUAUAUUUGCCCAGCAGUGGUACUCUCGGGACAGAGAUGGCACUGCUGCAGGAACUGUACAGCACGCCAGCCUCCAGGCUGGACUCCUUCGUGGCUCAGUGGCUGCAGCCCCACCGGGAGUGGAAGGAGGAGGUUCUAGAUGCUGUGCGGACCGUGGAGGAGUUUCUGAGGCAGGAGCAUUUCCAGGGAAAGCGUGGGCUGGACCAGGAUGUGCAGGUGCUGAAGGUAAUCAAGGUGGGCUCCUUCGGGAAUGGCACGGUUCUCAGGAGCACCAGAGAGGUGGAGCUGGUGGCGUUUCUGAGCUGUUUCCACAGCUUCCAGGAGGUAGCUAAGCACCACCAAGAAGUUCUGAGGCUGAUACGGAAAACCAUGUGGCAAAGCCAGGACCUGCUGGCCCUCGGGCUCGAGGACCUGAGGGUGGAGCAGAGAGUCCCCAGUGCUCUUGUCCUCACCAUCCAGACCAGGGGGACUGCGGAGCCCAUCACGGUCACCAUCGUGCCUGCCUACAGAGCCCUGGGGCCUUCUCUUCCCAACUCCCAGCCACCCCCUGAGAUCUAUGUGAGCCUGAUCAAGGCCUGUGGUGGUCCUGGAAAUUUCUCCCCAUCCUUCAGCGAGCUGCAGAGAAAUUUCGUGAAACAUCGGCCAACUAAGCUGAAGAGCCUCCUGCGCCUGGUGAAACACUGGUACCAGCAGUAUGUGAAAGCCAGGUCCCCCAGGGCCAAUCUGCCCCCUCUCUAUGCUCUCGAACUUCUAACCAUCUAUGCCUGGGAAAUGGGUACUGAAGAAGAUGAGAAUUUCAUGUUGGACAAAGGCUUCACCACUGUGAUGGACCUGCUCCGGGAGUAUGACGUCAUCUGUAUCUACUGGACCAAGUACUACACACUCCAGAAUGCAAUCAUUGAGGAUUGUGUCAGACAACAGCUCAAAAAAGAGAGGCCCAUCAUCCUGGAUCCUGCUGACCCCACCCACAACGUGGCAGAAGGGUACAGAUGGGACAUCGUCGCUCAGAGGGCCUGCCAGUGCCUGAAACGGGUCUGUUGCUAUGACAACAGGGAGAACCCCGUCACCAGCUGGAACGUGAAGAGGGCACGAGACAUCCAUGUGACAGUGGAGCAGAGGGGUUACCCAGAUUUCAACCUCAUUGUGAACCCUUAUGAGCCCAUAAGGAAAGUUAAAGAGAAAACCCGGAGGACGAGGGGCUACUCUGGCCUGCAGCGUCUGUCCUUCCAGGUUCCUGGCAGUGAGAGGAAGCUUCUCAGCAACAGAUGCUCCUUAGCCCAACAUGGGAUCUUCUCCCACACUCACAUCUAUCUGCUGGAGACCAUCCCCCCCGAGAUCCAGGUCUUCGUGAAGAAUCCUGAUGGUGGGAGCCACGCCUAUGCCAUCGAUCCCAACAGCUUCGUCCUGGGUCUGAAGCAGCAGAUUGAAGACCAGCAGGGGCUUCCUAAGAAGCAGCAGCAGCUAGAAUUCCAAGGCCAAGUCCUGCAGGACUGGUUGGGUCUGGGGAGCUAUGGCAUCCAAGACAGUGACACUCUCAUCCUCUCUAAGAAGAAAGAGGGAGAGGCUCUGUUUCCAUCCAGUUAGUUUUCUCUGGGAAACUUCUGUGUACAUUUCUGCCAUCUACUCCAGAACUCAUCCUGUCAGUCACUCUGUCCCAUUGUCUACUGGGAAGGUCCCAGGUCUCACCAGCUUUAUAAUGAGUUAUCCCAGGCCGGACGUGGUAGCUCACACUUGUACUCCCAGAACUUUGGGGGGCUAAGGUGGGAGGAGCGCUUGAGCCAAGGAAUUCAAGACCAGCCUGGGUAUCAUAGGCAGACCCCAUCUCUACAAAAUAAAAAAUAAUUCACUGGGUGUGGUCGUGCACGUUUGUAGUCUCAGGUACUCGAGAAGCUGAGGCAGAAGAAUCGCUUGAGCCAGGAGGUUGAAGCUGCAGUGAGCUAUGAUCACGCCACUACACUCCUGCCCAGGCAGCAGAGCAAGACCCUGUGUCUAAAAACUAAAACAUAAAAAUAAGUAAAUCUGUUUAAAAAAAGAAUUAUCCCAGCCCUGCCAGGAGGAGGAAGAGGAGGGGUGUGAGAGACUAAAUAUACAAAUAGACAGUGGCCACAUGACGUACAACGACAGAACUCUGACCCACAACCUUCUUUAGCAAUCAACCCCAAACCAUCAGGGCAACAACUGGCAGCUUCUCUAAUUCCCCGCCCCCCGCCCCCACUCCCAUCCUGCUUCCUAUUUAUGACCAACCCAAGAAACCCAAAUAAGCUCCCCAGACCAAUCACAUGGUUAGCCCUGCUUCUGGUCAGUGCACUUCCAACUUCCCCAUACCAACAGCCUCAAUCAGGGUACCCCUGAAGCCUUCCCAUUUUCCUGCCUGUCUUUAAAUCUCUGUCAAAAGCAAGAGAUGGUGGCUGGUUCCUUUGCUACAGCAAGUUGAGAAUAAAUAGCCUUUGUUAGUUCUCA